Planococcus citri (citrus mealybug) is the source of this 1321-nucleotide messenger RNA. RefSeq names its product aminoacylase-1A-like. Gene Ontology annotation, cellular component: cytoplasm. The coding region runs from base 94 to 1284 and encodes 396 amino acids. The transcript is spliced from 8 exons. Gene Ontology annotation, biological process: amino acid metabolic process. The record is from RefSeq and is a predicted model, not a curated record. Gene Ontology annotation, molecular function: aminoacylase activity. Lineage: Eukaryota; Metazoa; Arthropoda; Insecta; Hemiptera; Pseudococcidae.
GACGAAUACUGUUAGUUAGCUCACUGAAAUACAGAAAGUGAUCGUUUAUUUGCUAAUUAUUCUUCAAAUUCAAACACUUUAAUAAAUUUGAAGAUGCCGAAUGAACAUCCAGCUGUCACCACAUUCCGCAAAUAUUUACAGAUUCCAUCAGUGCAUCCGGAAAUAAAUUAUGACGAAUGUGUUAAAUUUAUCACAAAUGAGGCCAAAAAACUAAACCUUCCGAUCAAAGUGAUUGAAAUUUAUUCAGGGAAACCAAUCGUGAUAAUCACUUGGAAAGGUACGAAUCCGGAAUUGCCAUCUUUAUUGUUGAAUUCUCAUAUGGAUGUCGUUCCGGUAUUUCGAGAAUAUUGGAAAUAUGAACCAUUCGACGCAAUCAAAGAUGAAAAUGGUAACAUAUACGCGAGAGGAGCACAAGACAUGAAAUGCGUUGGUAUUCAGUACAUGGAAACCAUUCGACGAUAUUUAAAAGAGGGCUUACGAUUCAAGAGAACUAUUCAUAUUUCAUUUGUUCCAGACGAAGAAAUAGGAGGCAAGGAAGGUAUGGGAGCUUUCGUGAAGACACUAGAAUUCCAAAGUAUGAACGUAGGAUUUGCUAUGGAUGAAGGGACCAUCAGUGAUUCCGACCAUUUCUUCGUACGAAACGCAGAACGAGUAAUUUGGCAAUUACAUGUGACAUGCUGCGGUAACACAGGCCAUGGCUCUUUAUUGCAUGAAAAUACAGCGGCCGAAAAAAUGCAAUACAUCAUUAAUAAGUUCUUGGAAUAUCGUGAAAAUGAAAAAAGUAGACUGUAUUCGAAUCCUGAUCUAAUGUUAGGUGAUGUAACGACGAUUAACAUGACAAUGUUGCAAGGUGGUAUUCAAAUGAACGUGGUACCGCCUGAGAUAACAGCAGGAUUCGAUAUGAGACUGGCUCUCGACGUAAACCAUGAAAAAUUCCUCAAUAUGAUCGACUCGUGGUGUUCAGAAGCUGGAAACGAUGUUCGGUACACAUUUCGAAGAAAAUCAUCCCCCAUUGCUCCCACCCCAAUGGAUGAAAGUAACCCUUGGUGGAUGGUUUUCAAACACGAAAUUGAAAAAAUGGGUUUGAAAUGGAAGAAAAUUACUUCACCUGGAGCUUCUGAUAAUCGAUACAUUAGAGAGCUUGGGAUUCCAGCCAUUGGAUUCUCACCCAUCAAUAAUACACCAGUUUUGCUCCAUGAUAAUAAUGAAUUUUUGAACGAAAAAGUUUUUCUGCGUGGGAUUGAAAUUUAUUAUAAUCUUAUUAAAGGUUUAGCAUCUAUGUAACAUUUUGAUAACAAUAGAACAAUGUUUCUGGAGUGAA